UGGAUAAUGCACGACUGGAGCGACGAGGAUUGUGUCAAGAUAUUGAAAAACUGUCGAAAAGCAGUACCAGAGAAGACCGGGAAAGUGAUCAUUAUAGAUGUGGUUUUGAAUCCAGAAGGUGAUGGCCUGUUUGACAACACUGGUUUGGUGUUUGAUCUUCUGAUGAUUGCUCACAGCUCGGGCGGAAAAGAAAGGACUGAACCCGAAUGGAAGAGGUUGCUGGAGGAUGGAGGCUUCCCGCGCUACAAGGUCAUCAAAAUUCCGGCCUUUCCAUCCAUCAUCGAAGCCUAUCCAGAGUGA
Ilex paraguariensis (yerba mate) is the source of this 300-nucleotide messenger RNA. The record is from the annotation of a GenBank genome assembly. Lineage: Eukaryota; Viridiplantae; Streptophyta; Magnoliopsida; Aquifoliales; Aquifoliaceae.